Messenger RNA from Trichoderma asperellum CBS 433.97, 1413 nucleotides. RefSeq lists its product as uncharacterized. Lineage: Eukaryota; Fungi; Ascomycota; Sordariomycetes; Hypocreales; Hypocreaceae. Gene Ontology annotation, molecular function: oxidoreductase activity. The record is from RefSeq and is a predicted model, not a curated record.
AAUUUUACAGAGAAUUUUAUUCAUUUCUGAAUCCAUCUUCAAAUCAAUUUUAAACACCCUUUUCUUUUCGUAUAAGUAAAUUCACAUUCACAUUCACAUUCACAUUCACAUUCACACUCACGCUCUCAACAAUGGCCGAGACAGAAGAGGCGGCUCCCAAAAUCCUCGUCGCUGCUGCAGAGGCUCGGCGCCUCGUCCAGGAUAUCCUCAAAGGCAACGGCGUCUCCCCCGAGAAUGCGGCCACCGUAGCGCAAUGCCUCGUGGCAGCUGAUCUGCGCGGUGUCGAUACUCACGGCAUGAACCGCAUCCCGUCGUACAUGGAGCGCAUCCGCCAGGGCGUCCUGGAUGCCGGUGCACAGCCCGAGCUGAAGCAAGUAACGCCUGUUGUUGCACAAGUCGAUGGGCGCAACGGCUUCGGCUUUGUCGCUGCGCACAUGGGCAUGGCGGCCGCAAUCGAGUCGGCAAAAGUCUACGGCAUUGGGCUGGCCAGCGUGAAGCACUCGAACCACUUUGGCAUGAGCGCGUGGGUCGUGCAGCAGGCGCUGGACGCGGACAUGAUGAGCCUCGUCUUUACAAACUCGAGCCCCGCGCUGCCGGCGUGGGGUGGCAGGGAGAAGCUCAUGGGCGUGUCGCCGAUUGCGUGCGGCGCGCCGGGCCAGGGCGACAUGGAGAGCUUCAUCCUGGACAUGGCGCCGUCGGUGGCGGCGCGCGGCAAGAUUUACAAGGCGAAGCGCAGGGGCGAGAAGAUCCCGCUGGACUGGGCGCUGGACGCGGAGGGCCGGCCGACGGACGAUGCUGAGGCGGCGCUGGGCGGCGUGAUGCUGCCCAUGGGCGGGCCCAAGGGGUCGGCGCUGGCCAUCAUGAUGGAUGUCUUCUCGGGGGUGCUCUCUGGGUCUGCGUUUGCAGGGCAUGUGACGAACCCCUACGAUCCGUCCAGGCCGGCCGACGUGGGCCAUUUCCUGGUGGCUAUCAAGCCCGACUUGUUCAUGGACCUGGCUGAGUUCCGGGAGCGCAUGCAGUAUCUGUAUCAGCGGGUGGUUGGGUCGCAGAAGGCGGCCGGCGUGGAGAGGAUCUAUUUCCCGGGCGAGAUUGAGCAGUUGACGCAGAGGGAGAGGGAGAAGACGGGGAUUCCGCUGGUCAAGGCUGAGAUUGAUGCGUUGAAUGAGGAGGCGAGGAGGGUUGGGGUUGCUGGCUUGGCUGUGGAUGCAUGAUGGAUGACUUUUGAUAUUGAUUGACUGUAGACGAGAUGAUCUUUGACGCUUCAUGUAGGUAUGCAGUGCAUGUUGAUAUGCAUGUAAGACCCUGCUACGAAUAGGUAAUUUAUGGAUUCCUAUGUCUGGGCGUUCCAAGCUGCUAGCUGAUUUGUGUUCCCCGCACUCAGCUCUGAUUCAGCCGUGGGGAUGUCUCACGACA